AUGAACCUCAGCCUCCCCGACCAGAACAUGCACGGCUCCUCCGGUGACGGCUGCCUGGAGGACGACAAGGCCGACGUCAUGCUGCCCUGCUUCCGCAGGAACAUGUACGACGAGCCUCUGGCGCCCUACUCCAACGGAUCCAUCAUCUCUCAGCUCCUCUGCAAGACCAUCCACAGCAAGAGAGCCCUGGACGAGAGCCACUUCUACCUCUCCAGCUCCGCCGCCGCCGCCGCCGCCGCCGCCGACUCUGGGCAGGAGGACCAGAGCAGCGUCUCCUCCAAGGACAGCACGGUGGAGGCGGCGUCCCCCGUCGGCCUGGUCUCCACGGGAGGCAGCCCAGAGGGGGAGCAUCCCAUCAACGACCAUCUCCAGGCCAAGAGGGCGCGGGUGGAGAACAUCAUCAGGGUGAUGGCCGGCUCGCCCAACGGCAGGCAGCACGGCGACGGCGAGAGGUCCGACGCCGACGCCAGAGACGCCCGCGAGGCCCGGGAGGCGUACAGGGAGAACAAACGCAAGCAGAGGCUGCCUCAGCAUCAGGACCACAGCUGUGCGGGGCAGGUGAGCAGAAAAGCCGGCGGCGGCGGCGGCAGUGAGAACAGCAACGCCAAAGACGAAGAGUGUCACAAGUUGAAGGAGCAGCUGCACAGCAUGCAGAGGCUGCUGCACCAGCUCCAGGAGAAGUUCCUUCAGGUCUACAACCGGGAGGAUCCGGAGUACGACAAUCCAGACGAGGCCGAUAUGGGCGCGGAGCACGACGUGCUGGAGGAAAGCUCAGAGUUACAUGAAGACGACUUCGACAGGAAGAGCAGACGGGCGGCAGCGGACUGUAAGGACCGGGCGAAAGCGACGCAGCAGAGGGAAAGUCCGAACCUGCAGGAGGCGCUGAAGCAGGAACUGUCCAGAGCUGUCAAUGACUGUGUGGACCGGGUGUUCAAGAAGGCGUCUUCCUCGGGGCUGGACCUGUCCCCCCGGCAGCACCUGUGCUCCACGCCGGAGCUGCAGCUGGUGGACAGGAAGAGCCAGCAGGCCUCCUCCGCCCUGGACCCGCCCCAGGCCGACGACCCCGCCGCCAAGCCCCGCUCGCUGGAGUACUACGACAGCUCCGAGGUCCAGAGCCCUCAGGAUCAGACGGAGGCGCUGUCGCUGGUGGUCCGCAAGCCGGCGGUGACCCCCCUGAGCUCGGUGACCCCCGCGGUGAAGAGACCCUACCCGGUUCACCAGGCGCCCUUCCAGUUCAACUACACCACCCCUCUGCACGACAGCCACAUCCUGGAGCACCUCCUCAAGUACGGGCCCCACUCCAACUUCGGCGGCCUUUCCUGCAUGCCCCCGUCGCUCGACCGGACCUCCCCGGACUCCGUGGACCUUCCCUGGGACGCCAUCGCCAUGAGGUCAAAGGUGACGUCCGGCCACCUCGGCCACCACCCUCGCUCCUCCUCCCUGGGGGCGGUGACGGUGGACAACCUGUGCCUGCCUCACGUGAAGAUCGAGUGCGGCGAGCUGCAGGGCAUGGCCGAACGAAACCCCUACAUGUCCCUCAACAUCCAGGAGGGCCUCACCCCGAGUCAUCUGAAGAAGGCCAAGCUCAUGUUCUUCUACACCCGCUACCCCAGCUCCAACGUGCUCAAGACCUUCUUCCCUGAUGUCAAGUUCAACCGCUGCAUCACCUCCCAGCUCAUCAAGUGGUUCAGCAACUUCCGGGAGUUCUACUACAUCCAGAUGGAGAAGUUCGCGCGCCAGGCCAUCCUGGACGGCGUCGGCGAGGUGAAGGACAUCUCCGUCAGCCGCGACUCGGAGCUCUUCAGGGCGCUCAACAUGCACUACAACAAAGCCAACGACUUCCACGUUCCGGACAGGUUUCUGGAGGUUGCCGAAAUCACCUUGCACGAGUUUUACAACGCCAUCACCGCGUCCAAAGACUCGGACCCGGCGUGGAAAAAGGCCAUUUACAAAGUGAUCUGCAAACUGGACAGCGACGUGCCGGAGGAGUUCAAGACGUCGUCGUACUUAUAG
Salarias fasciatus (jewelled blenny) is the source of this 2013-nucleotide messenger RNA. RefSeq names its product prospero homeobox 2 (gene prox2). Lineage: Eukaryota; Metazoa; Chordata; Actinopteri; Blenniiformes; Blenniidae. The transcript has 4 exons. Gene Ontology annotation, molecular function: RNA polymerase II cis-regulatory region sequence-specific DNA binding; DNA-binding transcription factor activity, RNA polymerase II-specific. Bases 1 to 2013 code for a protein of 670 amino acids. The record is from RefSeq and is a predicted model, not a curated record. Gene Ontology annotation, biological process: regulation of transcription by RNA polymerase II. Gene Ontology annotation, cellular component: nucleus.